This is a messenger RNA of Neoarthrinium moseri, 555 nucleotides long. RefSeq lists its product as uncharacterized. Bases 1 to 555 code for a protein of 184 amino acids. NCBI's taxonomy places the organism in Eukaryota, Fungi, Ascomycota, Sordariomycetes, Amphisphaeriales, Apiosporaceae. The record is from RefSeq and is a predicted model, not a curated record. The transcript has a single exon.
AUGCCCGACAAAAUCACUUCCAAGAACCUGUCUUACGACCAGAGCCUGCCGCCAUUCCUCGCACGGCUGCGCGGCCAGCAGACAUCCGACGCCCACACCCCCGACCCCAUUCUUGCAGCGCACAGAAGACCAGGGCGCGUCCGCAGCGCCAGCGAAGAAGCCGAGGACGAGCCCGUCGUCGUCGACGAGGAAGGGAACGUGGUGGUCCUGAGGCCCGAUCAACUCGACAGCACGGAGGCCAGGGAUGGCGAUGAGACAGUAGCCAGCUCCAAGGACUCGGAUCAGCUCACGGAUCAAGUCGUCGAUAAGGAGUCGGAGAAGGUUGCCGUCAUUGGCGCCGCCCGGAAACGCAAGAUCGGCCGCGUGAUCGGAGGAAGUGAGGAAAAGGAGCGCAGCAGUGGCGUAGACGCAGACAUUGCAAAAGCUGUAGAGGCUACCAAGGCCCUCUCGCGGGACAAUCCGAAGGAGGACACGGAUCGUCCGGCAAAGAGCACCAAGAAGGGCAGUAAAAGGGCGAAGAAGAUCAAGUUGAGUUUCGGCGACGACGAGGGCUAG